UCAAGGGAGGCGGCGGGAAGGCGAGAGACGGAGGCGCCGCCAUGGCCAAAGUGUGGCAGCAUCCUUUCCUGAAUGUCUUCAAGCACUUUAAAGUGGAGGAAUGGAAAAGGUCCACCAAGGAAGGCGAUGUGACAACAGUUAUGGACAAAACCCUGAAAGGCACGGUGUAUCGCAUCAGCGGUUCGGUUCCCGCCAGCAACUACCUCCAGCUCCCCAAGACCAGCACACAGUCACUUGGCCUCACUGGCUGCUACCUCUACAUCCUCUUCAAGCCCAUGCCUACCAAAUAUUUCGUGGUGCACCUGGAUGUCGCCACAGAGGACAGCCAGGUGGUGCGCAUCUCCUUCUCCAACCUCUUCAAGGAGUUCAAGUCGACAGCCACGUGGCUCCAGUUCCCCUUCAUCUGCGGGGCGGCCAAAGGGUCCAUCCAUGAAAACACAGCCAAGGCAGCCAAGCGAGAUUUGGUGGGCUUGGCCCCGGCCAACGUGCGCUGGACUUUCCUGACCCUUGACCUCCGCCACAUCCUCUCCCUGUACUUGAACCGCAGCUACAGCCAUCUGAAGAGCGUCAAACUCUGUUCCAACCUGCUGGUGAAGAACCUGUUCACCAGCAACCUGCUCUUCGACCCAGCCAUGUCCUUCUCAGAGGCUCAACAGUCCAAGCUGGUCUUGAAUGGUGUCUCCCCGGUUCCGCGAGAAAUGGCCUUCCCCGUGCCGAAGGGCGAAAACUGGCAUGACAUUUACGAUUACAUUAGGUUCCCUUUGGAUGGGUCCAAGUUGCCGUUUGACUCUAUUCAGAAAGGUGCCUUGAAGCCAGCUGCAGAUGCUCCCGUUCAAGACGGUCCGGUCACCCUCCUUCCCAAGCAAGUAACUCUGAGCAAGCCCGUUCGGGACCGAGUCUCUCUCAUCCAGCAAAUCACCAGCCCCAAGGAGAUGCCUCGUCAAUCUUCGCUCUUGACCAAGAACAUCCCCAGAGUAAAACUGGCCACCUCUGAACCGCUGCAGGCGAAGGACCAAAUAGAUUGGAGAGAAGGGACACGAGCCGGGGACGAUCCCCACCUCCCGUUGUCUCUGGUGGAUGACGGUGGCAUUCAUGUGUACGCCCACAAAAACGGGGACAUCACCAUCCACGCAGUCAGCGUUGAUUCUGACGAGGACGCCUCUGCAAAAAUGCCCGGACCGAAGGUCGUUUCGUCCAGGAAUUCUUCUCGCUGCACGAGGCUGCUUCCAGACCCGAUCCUGAAGCUGAAGAGAGUUAUUGGGUUUGGAGGCUGCAGCACCCGAUGGGCACUUUGGGCGGCCAACAGUUCCGUGGUGGUCUACCCCUGCCAUGCCCUCAUCGUGGCGGUCGCUCUGGACUCUGGCCGACAGUGGUUCUUUGCCGGCCACACGGAUAAGGUGGCAGCACUGGCCUUUAAUGGCAACAGCACCCUGCUGGCAUCCGCCCAGAUCGGGCACCUGAGCAUGAUGCGCCUCUGGGACUUUGCAACGACAGAAUGCCUCUCUAUGUUUAAAACGGGCAUGCACGCAGUCUCUUGCCUCAGCUUUUCCUACAAUGGAAAUAUCCUGUGCGGCACAGGCAAGGACAGGCACGGGAAAACGAUGGUGGUGGUUUGGAACACGUCCCAGGUGAGCCGCGGCGGGGAGGUGGAGCUGCUGGCCAAGGCCCACACGGAUGUGGACAUCCAGACCUUGAAGAUUGCCUUUUUUGACGACACCAGGAUGGUGUCGUGUGGCAGAGACAACGUGAGGCUGUGGCGGGUCCGGAGCAGGGCGUUGCGCUCCUGCCCGGUCAACUUAGGCGAGUACCGUUCUCUGGAGUUCACGGACCUGGACUUCGAGGCGGGCCAUUCCACGGAGCGUGAGCCGGAGGAUCGAACACUGUUCGUCUGCAGCCGGAGCGGGCACGUUUUGGAAAUCGAUUAUAAGAACGUCGCCGUCAGAAACGCCCGGCGCCUGCUGCCGUCUGACGCGCAGCACUCCCACCGACGGGAGAAGCAGACCUUCAACUCAGGUCCUGGGAUAGCUCUUAACAGUAUCUGCCUCUCAUCAACUUUCUGCGCCACAGCCUCAGAAGACGGCUACCUGCGCUUGUGGCCGCUGGACUUCUCUGAGGUCUUCCUGGAAGCAGAGCACGACAAUCCAGUGACUUCCGUCAGCAUCAGUCCGGAUAACCUGAAGGUAUUGUGCACGACGGCCUCUGGGAACGUGGGCUGCCUGGACAUCCAGUCUCGGGACUACAGCACCGUCAUGCGCUCCCACAUGGGCUCUGUGUUGGCGUUUUCCGUGGAGGGGCUCCAGCAGGAACUGGUGACUGUCUCUCAGGAUAACACCAUCCGCAUCUGGAACCUGGAGACGAUGCAGCAGCUGUACGAAUUCAGUGCCUCGGAAGAAACGCCCUGCGCCGUGGCUUUCCACCCCUCCCAGCCCAUCUUCGCUUGUGGUUUCGACACGGGGGUGGUGCGGACCGUCAGUCUGGCCGCCUCGAAGCUCCUUGAAGAACACAAGCAGCACCGAGGUUCUAUCACCGGCCUGGUCUUUUCCCCAGAUGGCAAUUCCAUGUACAGCGCCUGCAGUCAUGGCACUCUGGCUCUCUAUAACUGCGCCGUCCAGAAGAGUCACAUUGUCAGAGUUCUGGCCAAUGUGGUGUCGCAAGACGCAGACCACAGUCCCGACGCCUUGUCUGUCAGCGCCAACGGACGCCUCUUGGCCUUUGUAGGCCCUUCAAAGCAUGUCGUGACCCUCAUGGACGCUCAUUCCCUGGAUGAGCUACUGAGGAUCGAUGUCAGCAUUCUGGAUCUAGAGAGCCCCUCCCUGGAUACGGCCGUGCGGCUCCGAUUCACCCCUUCCACUCCCGGCCACUUGUUGGUGACCACGUCCUCCCAGAAGAUCCUUGUGUUGGAUGUUAAAACUGGACGCCUGAUCAGAAUGGUUUCCCAGGUGCACAAGCAGUCUUGCUCUUCGUUGGCCUUGAGUCCGGACUCCCGCUACCUCCUCACCGCCGGCGACAGGGUUAUCAAAGUGUGGGAUUACGGCAUGAGAUUUGACGUCAGCUCCCAGGUGUUCAUCGGCCAUUCAGAACUGGUGCGACAGGUGGGCUUCAGCCCUGAUCAAAGGCAGGUCAUCAGCGUCGGUGAUGCCAUCUUCCUCUGGGACUUCCUCGGGGUGUCUGUCCAGGAGCCUUCCAAGGAGGAACUCCGUCGCAGUUCCAGAACCCACUCCUCUAUCAUCGAGAUCUUCGAUUCUCCCCGAGUUGAAACUAGCCCUGAAGAGGAACAGGAUUUGACCCCAGGGGCCAACGACACCCCUCGCAAGCGGGUUCCCCUGCCGACGGUGAUCUCCCCCGCUUGUCUGGAUCUCAGCUCUAUCCAGCGGAUGGUACAUGAGGAUACUUUUUCAGAAUCCGAGGAGGAGAAGGAAGCAGCGUGUCUGAACGGAGACGCCGGCAGGGUUGUGAGCGGGGCCAAGGCCCUCCCCCUUCUUGCUGAGAAGGCUGUGCAGAGGGAAGAGCCUGCAGUGGUGAAAGCUGCAGCUGUUCGACCAGCUUCCAGACCCGGGAAUCCCGCAGGAGAUGAAUGUCAGAAGGAAGCGAAGCGGCCCGAGCCCGAAGGCAUCGUCCGCCCGGACUGUUACAGGCAUUUUGCGCCUCGUUUCAAAACGUCCGUGCCCUCCUCCAAGAAGCUUUCCCUUCCCCCAGAUGAUGCUGAAGGGCUGAAAUUGAAAGCUGCCAUUGGCUACAACGGGAACGGCAGGGGAAAUAUGGUCUGGAACCCAGAUACUGGUCUCUUUGCCUACAGCUGUGGCUGCAUGGUCAUUGUGGAAGACCUUCACUCCGGAUCGCAGCAGCAUUGGCUCGGACAUCCGGAAGAGAUUUCAACCUUAGCUGUCAGCCACGAUGCUCAGGUUGUCGCUUCCGCCUCCGGCUGCGGCCUCGGAGACUCGCGCUGCCAAAUUCGCAUCUGGGACGUGCCGAACGGGGCCUGCCGGAAAGCGCUGUUCCAUCACGAGACCCAAGUCCAGGCCAUGGCGUACUCCCGGGACGACCGGCUCCUCGUCACGCUCGGGGACUACACCGACAGGGUCAUGGCCCUCUGGAAUACCCACACCUACGAGCUGAUGACGUCCACCCGCUUCUCGGAGCCUGUUCAUGAAGUGGCCUUCAGUCCCCUCCUGGCGGGGCACCUCGCCUGCGUGGGGAAAGGAGCCUUGACUUUCUGGCUUAUGGAAGAGCAGGGAACAGACAUCAGUCUGAAGGUCCACAGGGUCCCCGUUCCCGAGGCCGUCGGACCGGUGGAGCUGACCUCGCUCUGUUACAGCGCCGGCUGCCUUCUGUAUAGCGGGACCAGCUCCGGGCAGAUCUGCGCCUGGGACACGGAGACCAAUCGCUGCUUCAUGACCUGGGAGGCCGACGAAGGGGAGAUCGGCAUCCUGCGAUCUCACGGGAACCGGCUGGUCAGCGGCAGCAACACCAAGCGGAUCCGGCUGUGGUCAGUGGCGGCCGUUCGGGAGCUGAGAGUCAGAGGCUCCGGGGCCAGAUCUAACUCGGUCCUCUUGGAGCAGGAGAUGACCCUGGAUGGGACCAUCGUCAGUGCCACCUUCGACGACUGUAUGGAUAUGGGGAUCGUGGGCACCACGUCGGGGACGUUGUGGUACAUCAACUGGGCGGAGAACACCAGCAUCCGGCUGAUCAGUGGCCACAAGAAUAAGGUGAGCGAGGUGGCCUUCAGCCCGGACGAGUCUCACUGCGCGACGUGCGGGGAGGAUGGCAGCGUGAGGGUGUGGUCUCUGGCCAGCAUGGAGCUAGUGGUGCAAUUUCAGGUCCUCAACCAGAGCUGCUUGUGCCUCAGCUGGAGCCCGGUGCCCGUUUCCUUCAGCGGGGCAGAAGGGCAGCAUAUCGUGGCCGGCUACAGCGACGGCACCCUCCGGGUGUUCAGCAUCUCCCGGACAGAGAUGGAGCUGAAGAUGCACCCCCACGCAGUCGCUGUGACGGCCCUCGGCUACUCCCCGGACGGAGAAAUCAUCUUGUCCGGCGACAAGGAGGGGCUGGUGGCCGUCAGCAGCCCACGGACAGGGAUGACCAUCCGAGUCCUGACCGACCAUCGGUCGUCCCCCAUAAACGUCAUCGACAGCACGAGGAAGCAGCGUGCUGAACUCGGGGUGGAGGGCAGCCACCUCUGGCUGGCCGCGAGUGCCGACCGGCGCGUCAGCAUCUGGGUCUCCGAUUGGAUGAAGGACAAAUGCGAGCUCCUCGAUUGGCUGAGCUUUCCGGCUCCCGCGGGUCCAGAGGUGCCUCAUCCUCUCCCUCCUAGCUUGGCAGCAUUUUGCCCUUGGGACAAGAGCACCGUCGUUUAUUCAGGAUUCGGGCUGCAGAAAGAGAUCCUUUUCUACAGUCUGCCCCAGAAGCAGGUGGUCGACAAGAUUCCCUUGCCUUACUUUGCCACGUCGUUGAGCUUGUCUCCCGUCUCCCGCGUCAUAGCUGUCGGCUUCAACGAGCGGGUCCUGAGGCUGAUCAACCACAUGGCGAAGACUGAGCAAGACUACCGGGGGCACGACGACGCCGUCUGCCUCUGCAGGUUCACCCCCUUGGGGAACCGCCUCUUCACCACUUCCUAUAACGAGAUCUUGGUGUGGGAAGUCCGGAACGGAUGCUGAGGCCGUUGCUUCCAGCUGUGCUCCCACCUCUGGCCUGGAGCCGGGCAGAGAAAGACUCCACCACCACCGUGCCUCUAGCUCUUGGUACUGGAAACCAGCAGCUCAACUGUAAAUCACCAGCAGGAUCCAAGACGUUGAAGCCGAGAGAACCGUCCACAGGAAGAAAGGAGGUUGCAUCUUGGUUCCGACCCCGGAUGCCUGGGGGUAGAAGAGAUGCGCAGCACGGCUCAUAGCCAGCCCUUAAAAAGCCUGAGGGAAGGAGAGACAUUCUCUAAACUUUUGUGUCUGUCUCUGGAUUCCCGUGAGUCAUUACCCUUCCUUGCUUCGGGGGCCGUAGAUUCGCUCCCUUCUCUGUAUUUCCCCGGAAUCUCGGCCUGGUCUUGUUUGUCUGCUUGCUCAAGGGGGAGCAGGUGAUUUUUCGAGCGCCCCUUUGAGUGGGUGGCCCAGAGAAGGUUUCUGCUCUGAUUCAGGGGCAAAAACAAAGGACGUUUUUAACUGAACUCUUUCCCCUGAGCGGGGCAGGGGGCCUUCCUUGGCCACCGUUCUUUUUUCUUUUUUUUUUUUUUUUUAAAAGACCAACACCUUCAGUCAAGGCCAGGUUGUCCCAUUCAUAGCAUUCCACCUCCCAGCGGAGAAAAGGAGGGAGUUUGAUACUCAAAAGCAGUUUUGGGGACUCUCACCUGAGAAAGGAAGAACAGGUAGUAUUUCUUCAACAGUAUAUGAGUUGGCUGGAGAUGCCAGAUUGCUGGCAUUGGGGGGGGGGGUGUAUACACAAACAUGCAAGUGCAUUAAUGUACCUUUCCCCCUAAAAACAGAGUCCUUUUUCCUUGCUCAUCCUCGCCCGUACUAAGUUUUAAUUUUGCAGGUGUGCCUUAGCAAGAGAUACUGUCAAGGAUGAGCAAGCCCAAAAGGAAUCUGGCUUUUUUGACUCUGGGAUAGCUGCAUUUUCUUAGCUGUGGCAGCGAUUUGUAUAAAAUCACAAAAACAAGCAGCAACAAUAAAGAACCCCCCCCCCCCACACACACACACAACAGACUGGGAGUACAAAUUUGCCCUCUGGUUGUUGUUGUAACACUUAACUUUUAUACAAGAAUAUUUUUCAUUGUCUAUCAACAAAGAAACUAGAAUAUUUUUAUACUCUGCGUUUGCAAGCACCAUCUCUGUUUAGGUUUUAGAAAUGCAGCUGAGAAUGGAGCCCCAGCUUUCUCCUCUUGGGGGGCACAGAGCUGGUAAAGGGGGUGGGGGUGGGAAAGCAGUUAAUAUCAAAACCACACAAUUAUAUUUUACUUGUGUUUUCUAUAGCAAACGCGGAUGCCGCUCUGCUUCUGUUGAACUGGGUUCCUAAUAGAUUGGUGUUCUUUUGUAUUUCAAACCUGUGGGGUUUUUUUUUCUUCAUUCAGAGCUCUAUGGAAAUAAAGGAUUGUGAAGCACCACA
Molecule: messenger RNA, 7086 nt
Organism: Heteronotia binoei (common prickly gecko)
Lineage: Eukaryota; Metazoa; Chordata; Lepidosauria; Squamata; Gekkonidae
Gene: WDR90
Product: WD repeat domain 90
Cellular component (GO): centriole
Molecular function (GO): protein binding
Source: RefSeq, a predicted model, not a curated record